Molecule: messenger RNA, 3111 nt
Organism: Macadamia integrifolia
Lineage: Eukaryota; Viridiplantae; Streptophyta; Magnoliopsida; Proteales; Proteaceae
Product: probable LRR receptor-like serine/threonine-protein kinase At3g47570
Exons: 2
Coding region: 1-3111 (1036 amino acids)
Biological process (GO): protein phosphorylation
Cellular component (GO): plasma membrane
Molecular function (GO): protein kinase activity; protein binding; ATP binding
Source: RefSeq, a predicted model, not a curated record
AUGGGGUUUUCCUUGAUGCUUUUGUCCAUUUGCACUAAUAAUACCAUUCUUCUUCUUCUCUGGUGCGGCAGCUGCAUGAGCUUGGCGCAUUCACAAUCAGAAGGAUCAAAAGGAACAGAUCGACUAGCCUUGUUGGCCAUCAAGGCUCGCAUAUCCAUUGAUCCCUUUCAUGUUGUGAGCUCAUGGAAUGACUCCAUCCCCUAUUGCGAGUGGCAAGGUGUUAUAUGUGGUGGUCACCGGCAUCCAAACAGGGUCAGAGCCUUGCGUUUACUUUCCAAUGGACUGGUGGGGUCCUUGGCUCCAGAAAUAGGAAACCUCAGUUUCCUUCGGAAGAUUUCGCUUGAGAACAAUAGCUUCCAUGGUGAAAUCCCUCGUGAAGUAAGUUUUCUGUUCAGGCUUCGUUAUUUAAGAAUAUUCAACAAUUCUUUUGAAGGGGAAAUCCCAUCCAACAUAUCACGUUGCUUCAAUCUUAUAAAUCUCGGUUUAUCUAACAACAAUAUUGUGGGGAAAAUUCCAGUAGAGUUUGGCACCUUGUCGAAGCUUCAAUUGCUUUCAAUCCAUGGCAACAAAUUGACGGGACAGAUCCCAUCUUCCUUUGGAAAUCUUUCAUCCCUUCAAACCAUUUCUGCAGCACUCAAUGAUUUAAGUGGAAGUAUUCCAGAUUCCCUUGGCCAAAUGGCAAGAUUAAUACAUGUCGGGCUUAGUGGAAAUAAGUUGUCUGGUACCAUUCCUCCCACCAUAUAUAAUCUUUCUUCACUCACUGUUUUUGAUGUGGGAUUUAAUAAUCUUCAAGGUACUCUUCCACCAAAUAUAGGCUUCACCCUUCCUAAUUUAUGGUGGUUUUUAAUUUCGAGUAACCAGUUUCAUGGGCCAAUUCCAAUUUCUAUGUCCAAUUUGUCAAAAAUCGAAAAACUGGAAGUUGGAGGAAACAAUUUUAGUGGGAAAGUGGAUAUCCAUUUUGGAGGCCUAUCGAAACUCAAUUGGCUUUCAUUCGACUCGAAUAAUUUGGGAAGUGGAGGGGCCGAUGACCUGAAUUUUAUCAACACAUUGACCAAUAGUUUAACAGGUCUGGACCUUGGUGAUAAUCGGUUUGGUGGUAUGUUCCCCAACUCUAUAGCAAACUUAACGACCCAACUGACAAUACUCGAUCUGUCAAAUAAUCAAAUAUCUGGAGAAAUCCCGAAGGGGAUAGGGAACAUUGAAAGCUUACAAAGCUUGAUCCUAUAUAGUAACUUACUGGAAGGAAGUAUUCCAACUUCAAUUGGGAGACUUCAAAUGCUAAAUAGACUCUAUUUAGAUGGGAACAGAUUCACAGGACCAAUCCCUUCUUCUUUUGGAAACUUGACACUUUUGAUUGAGCUAUCUUUAAAUGAUAAUCACUUGCAAGGAAAAAUACCUUCAAGUAUUGGGAAAUGCAAAUCUCUGUUACUCUUGGACCUUUCUCAUAAUAGUUUCAAUGGUAUCAUCCCUAGAGAGAUAUUUAAUCCUUCCAUGCUAGUAGAGCUAAACUUCAGUGGAAAUUCUUUCUUUGGUUCUCUACCAUCGCAAGUGGGUCAACUGACCAAUCUUGAAAUCUUAGAUGUUUCUAAGAACAUGUUGUAUGGGGAAAUCCCUAGCACCCUAGGUACUUGUACAAGCCUAGAGCACCUUUUAAUGGAGGGUAACUUAUUUCAAGGAUCUAUACCAUUGUCUUUGAGUUUUCUACGAGGUCUUCAAGAAUUAGAUCUUUCUCACAACAACUUCUCUGGUUUUAUCCCAAAAUAUUUGGGUAGAUUUAAGUUCUUACAGAACUUGAAUUUAUCAUUUAAUCAUUUGGUGGGUGAGGUACCAACAGAUGGAGUCUUUAAAAAUUUGAGUGCAAUUUCAGUCAUUGGAAACAAUAAGCUUUGUGGAGGUAUACCAGAACUUCAUUUACCACCAUGCCAAACGAAAAAGUCAAAAGAAGAUGGUAGGCCUCAUGUUUUCAAGCUGAUAGUCAUCAUAUGUGCGUGUGGGGGUUCUCUAUGUUUGAUAUUCAUGACAAUUUUUUUCAUUAUCUACCGAAGAAGAAUAAAAAAGAAAGAAUCUUCUUUACCUUUGAUAGACGGCUGUCAUUUUAAGAUCUCUUAUGCCCAACUUCUGAAAGCCACCGAUGGAUUUUCUUCUACAAAUUUGAUUGGAGUGGGGAGUUUUGGUUCUGUGUACAAAGGAGUACUUAAUCAUGGGGAAACUAUUAUUGCAGUAAAGGUCUUCAACACAACACAAGGAGGUGCUUCCAAGAGUUUCAUGGUUGAAUGUAAAUCCCUGAGAAACAUCCGGCAUCGUAAUCUUGUAAGAAUCUUAACAUCUUGCUCAAGUAUAGAUUUUGAAGGCAAUGAUUUUAAGGCUUUAGUUUAUGAGUUCAUGCCUGGUGGGAAUUUGGAGGGGUGGUUGCAUCUACAUGCAAAUGGAAUACAAGAUGAACAAAGACAUUUAAAUCUCGUUCAAAGAUUGAAUAUUGCCAUUGAUGUGGCAACUGCAUUGGAUUAUCUGCACCACCAUUGUCAUAUGCAAAUUAUUCACUGUGAUCUAAAGCCAAGCAAUAUUCUUCUCGAUGGUGAUUUGAUUGCACAUUUGGGUGAUUUUGGGAUAUCAAGAAUUCUUUCAAAAGCUACAAGUAGAUCUCAAAGUCACACGAGCUCGAUCGGAAUAAGGGGAUCUAUUGGAUACAUUGCGCCAGAGUAUGGUGCAGGUGUUGAUAUUUCAACCCAUGGUGAUAUCUACAGUUAUGGGAUUCUCUUGUUAGAGAUGUUCACAGGGAAAAGGCCUACUCAUGAAAUGUUCAAAGAUAACUUUAAUCUUCAAUGCUGGGCUGAGAUGGCUUUGCAUGAUGGAGUGAUGGUCAUAAUUGACCCAUCACUUCUCUCUGUUGAAGAAGAUGAAGAAGGUGAAGCAACAAAUGUAACCAACAUGACUGGAAGUCGAAGAUGCAUUAAAGAUAGAGUGCAAGAGUGUCUUAUAUCAGUUAUUAGGAUCGGAGUUGUUUGCUCAGCUGAAUCACCAUUGGAUCGGAUGGACAUAAAUGAUGUGGUCAAAGAGCUACUUCUGAUCAAGAACAUUUAUCUGGGAGUUGGCACUAAUCAAGGAAGAUGA